Messenger RNA from Polyodon spathula (Mississippi paddlefish), 3520 nucleotides. RefSeq names its product EF-hand calcium-binding domain-containing protein 14-like. Bases 1017 to 2156 code for a protein of 379 amino acids. The transcript has 10 exons. The record is from RefSeq and is a predicted model, not a curated record. Lineage: Eukaryota; Metazoa; Chordata; Actinopteri; Acipenseriformes; Polyodontidae.
CUGGGGUCAUGUAGGGUCUUGAUUGAAACAAAGAUCUGGACAGGAAUGGAUAUUGAGGGCCAGAAUUGUGCACCAUUUAUUUUAUUUAGUUUUUAUUUAUAUUUCCAAACUAAAUAAAAUGAUGUUUUUCUGACUACAUGGGUCACAGUGGUGAAACAGAAAUAAUGAAAGUGCACACAGGAGAUUAAAAAAUAUAUACAUACUUGUGAAAUAUAUACAUACAUGUGAACACCAAGCAUUCUUUUCAAUAGCAUGUUUUCCAUUGUACUCUAAAAUGUAUGUAUGACUGAAAAUAUACAAUAGAGAAUCAAUCACAACUUUUAUUACAAGUCAGCAGUGUAUUAUAACUACAGCAGUGCUUAUAGGAAACAAACACAUACAUGUCUCAACAAUUGAUGCAUUCAAUUAAUACAUGUUUGACCCAAGCCAGAUGCUGUACAAAGUUAGAUUUUGCUGUUUAAUAUUCUUAAUCUUGUUAAUUAAAAAAACAAAACAAAACCAAAUUAAAAAACAAACAAAAAAAAAAAAACAGUAGUUUUGAACCGAUUUUAAAGACCCGAUUAGUUGUGUUUUUCAUUCAAUCUUAUAAAAUUAGGAAGCAAAACCUUCAAGUGAAUAUCUUAAAUACAAAUGAGGGUGGGAACUUGAAACCAUAAUGAUACCAUAAGUGAUAUUAUUAAACAAUGGAUUUACUGUGGUUAAUCUUGGUCUUUAUAAUUUUUUUAUAAUACUUCUGAAUUAUUUGCAAUGCAUGUCUGUGCUUUCGCUGUAUAAUGGCAAUUUCAAAACUAUAACUGAGUUCACUUUUAAAACAGCUUUUUCUGGAAAACACUCCUGUGAAUGCAGGUUAACCUGUUCUUUGAGUAGGAGGUGGCUUGGGCUGAAAUCUAAAGGUUGUGGCACAUAUAAACUAAGGCUGGUGGUCCAAAAUUCACUUUGCACAAUGGAAUGAAAUAUGCUGCUUAUUUUACAGAGAGAAGCUGAUAAACAAUAAUACCAACUGGUUAAGAAAAAAUAUGGCAACAGAAAAGGAGAAAUAUGCCCUCUUAAAUGGUGACUCUGAUUUAGAAGAUGAAUUAACAAUUAAUACUGUGCUGAUGGAAAAUGAAAAAAAAAGGCCCCUAAAAAUAAAAAAUUAUAAAUGUCUACAUCACUUGUUCUUUCUCACUGCCUUCAUCAUCGUACUCAGUGUAGUCCAGGUAUUAUUCUCUAUCUUUGUAGUCAAAAUGUAUUGGAAGAUACAGGAGCUACAGAUGGGACAAGAUGAACAGCAAGAAACAGCAAGGACCAGCCGUCUUGAAUUGAUUAAGAGUGUAAUGAAGAAGAAUGCCAGCGAACAAGAAGAUCUUCAACUGGAAUUAAAACUCAACUUAUUUCAGCAGAACAUCAUGCAUAUGGAUUCCAAAAUUGAAAAUAUUACACAGAAUAUGGAAUCAUUAGAGUCUGGUUAUAAGAUGAUGAAAAAUGACAUAGAGCUGAAUAACAGAGAUGCAUUUUAUGCAAAGGAAACAUCAAAAUUCUUCGACAUUGUUACUAAACUCAAUAGGACUACAUCCAUCGGUCUGAUUGCUUUUAGGCAAAAGCUACUUCAACUGCAAAGUACAAUUAAUCAUGUAACCAGCAGAAUCCACAACUUGGAAGAUUCCUUUGCUUCAAAAGUUGAGGAUCACAACAAUACUAAGUUACAAAAUAUUGAGGAUGAGCUAUCCACCAUGUCAGCAAAUACCGAUUCACUUGAAUCCAAGAUGGCACAGGCCCUCAGCCAUGCAUCCAGUCAGAUCACCCAGCUUAUACUUGACGUGACCCAUCUUAAAAGUGACCUUCAAAGUCAUCAAGACAAGCCGAGGACAGACGUUCCAGAAUCUAAAUUGAAGGGUCAAUCUACUUUGAAGAGUCCAAAAGUAUUUCCCACAAAACCACACACAGAGGCUCCAAGAAAGAACAGUACUCUGAAAAUGCCUGUUUUAAUGAACACUACAGGCUUGCAAUUAUUGUUACACAAUGCUUACAAAAAUAAAGAUGAUUUAUUGUCCUAUGAAGAAAUAACUUAUGCUCUGAAACACCACGCACCUAAAGAGGAGGAACUAAUGGAGUCUGAUACAAAUUCUGACAAAAAAUACUCACUGGCUGAGCUUAAAAAAGUAUUAGGAAUUUAAGGUUACUGAACUGGAAUGAAGUUGACCUAUGCUAUAUACAUAAUAGAGGGUUUACUAUAAUGCUGUAUAAAUUGCAUGAAGUGGCCAAAUCGCUGGAAUAUAGUUUGCUUUUGGGGGGUAGGUAAGGUGUACCUAAUCGCCUAUGGUUUGCAGUGGGAACUCUUUGUUUGGGUCACAGAGGGUUGUUCAAUAUAAUCGUUCUACAGUGUAGUAAUCUUUUUUUUUUUUUUUUUUUUUUAAGAGAACAGGCCAAACAAACAUAUUUAAGGGGUAAAACUCUGUGCCUUUUAGUGUGUUUCUAUGUAUUAAUUGCCAUCUUACAUUUUUGUCAGUAGGACUUUAUAAAAAAUACAAUAGAUAUGUGAUUUGUUUAAGGUGAAUGGUAAAUGUACUUAAAUUAAAAAUAAAAAUAAAUGUAAGGGUAUUUGGAUAUGCUUUUUAAAUGUUCAUUUAUUAAAAAUAAAUUGCCUUGUAUGGCUAUAAACUUGACCUUGCUAUAAACCGUUUUUUACUUUACAAUAGAAUUCAUAUAUAUUGAGUGUUGAUGUCAAACAGAAAAAAAAAAAAAAAGUUUUUUAAAAAAUGGAUACCAUUUGGAGAAUAAACAUUUUUAACCACAUAGUCCAUUACACAGGAGGGCCUUGAGAUAUUCUUAAAAGCAUAUACAGCAUUUUAGUCUUCAGAGUUUUAUUUUUCUACCACUUGGUGGAAGAGAUAUGCAAAAUAGCCAGCUUGCCUCUAGGCUGGAUAUCAGUAGGCCAAAUCUGCAAAUACAACUACGUCUCUACCCAGUCAUUGAGGUAUCAUUUAAUUUUGUAACCUGGUGUUUGAUUUCCUUUUGUUCUGUAAAUGGCACCUUCCAGCUUGGGCAUUUUGUAAUCGGUACCCAAGACAACAUUUGGUAAUGGUCUACAUUAGAAAGCAUUAUAAGUGAUUGCAUUACAAAAUCUUGAUUCCCUUGAGAAACCCUGGCCAUCUGUAACUAUUUCAAUACCUGUUUCACAAAGAACACAGUGCCUCUUGUGCUGUAAGUAAGAAGAAUAGUUUAUCACAUAUCUUGGGGUGUGGACUACAAGCAAAGCUUUGUUCUUUUUUUUUUUUUUUUUUUUGCGAAUAUCAACUCAUAAAGAAACAGUACAGUUAUAGUCACUGCUGUGAAAGAAGUUAUGGAGAUUGAAGAAUGCCUUAUACUGCAAAUAGUCAAAAUUAUAUAAAAAAAUAAAUCAAAAAUCAUCUCUGGGCUACAUUGUAAUGUGUAACAUAGAAAGUGGUGACCCCUGCAUGGUUCUGUUGAAAAAUUACACCGUGUAACAAUUUUAUUUAUUUAUUUUUUUGUUCCUGGGUAGUAAGUGUUAUUUCCUAAU